Messenger RNA from Ornithodoros turicata, 2174 nucleotides. Its product is annotated as ankyrin repeat and LEM domain-containing protein 1-like. Gene Ontology annotation, cellular component: nucleoplasm; cytoplasm. The record is from RefSeq and is a predicted model, not a curated record. NCBI's taxonomy places the organism in Eukaryota, Metazoa, Arthropoda, Arachnida, Ixodida, Argasidae. The coding region runs from base 163 to 1803 and encodes 546 amino acids. Gene Ontology annotation, biological process: double-strand break repair via homologous recombination; resolution of meiotic recombination intermediates. The transcript has a single exon. Gene Ontology annotation, molecular function: protein binding; DNA endonuclease activity.
CCAAGCCAAGUGCCAAGCUGCACGAAUUGCGGAUUGCAAGACGGCUACGGAUACGGAUGAAGUCGCGCACCGAAUUUGUUGUUGAACGUGGUAGAACUACAUGUAGAACUAUUUUGAAUUUGGGUGACUCUAUUUUGAACAUGCCACGACGGCCUGGGUGCAAUGGGAUCUAUCAUACGUUCGGACGUGUUCAUCAGAGCACUUGAACGGAAAGACAAACAAUUGCUUGAGAAGGUUGUGGAAGUCGGGCGCUUGAAUGGAUAUCACACGCAUGAUACGAACGACGGCUACUCGAUACUUCACAUUGCUGCAGGUCAUCCGAAAUGCCCGGAAUGGCUGCUGCGUAAAUUGCUUAAAAGUGGUGCUGAUCCUAACGCUGCCGGAUAUGACGGGAUGACACCGACACACAUAAGUGGUAUGUGGGGCAAACUCUCCAAUCUUAUCACCUUGAUUGAGCACGGCGCAGACCUAGACCGAAAGAACAUUGACGGAUGCACUGUGUUCGAUUUGUUGCACGACUACGAACAUUUCGAUUGCCUCGCAGCUGUUCAGAGACAUUUGAAACAGGAAGACUGUCAUCCAGAACUGUGUGACGUGAGCAGCGGAAUGGAAUCGUUGUUGAACACAGCACACAUUGUGCCGAACAGGAAGCCGCGAAAUAAAAAAGAGUUAUUCAGCGAAGACCUAACGCCGACGGAUGUAUCCUACGCAUCUACCCGUUCGACCACGUCCUCUGUCAUGGGUAAGGAUGCUCCUUGUGAUUUGGAAACAUUGACUGACCGAGAGAUCCAAGAAGAGCUGAAAGCUGUUGGAGAAGACACGCCACAAAUUUCCGAUUUUACGAGAAAUUUUUACCUUCAUAAUCUGGCACAUUUGAAGCUCGGCAGUUCUACAACCUUCAGGAUUGGGUCUCAGAGCUGUGGCACACAACACACAGAGUGUUGUGAGGUUAUCCAUCACGAUCCAGACCAUCAAGUUGUGCUGCGAGAGGUUCACUAUCCGUCUGAAGCUGAGUCGUCCGACAGCAGCCACGCAGAGGAAGCAAUACACGCAGAUUUCAGAAAACUCUCCGAUGAUCAAAUCUUUGCAAAGCUCCGUGAACUUGGUGACAAUCCAGGUCCAGUUAACUCUCAAACACGCAACCUUUACCUGAGACGCCUCACGAGACGAGUGAAGCUGGUAGAGGCACGCACUUCACUCCCCUCAGACAUCCAUUUUGUAAUUGCUCACAUUGAGAAGCUGCCAUCGCUGCAUUUACUCGAACAGGAAAUGGAAUCCUCGUUUAAAUGUUCAAAUAAGACAUGGAGAGAAGGCAAUACCAAGACUUGCUUCAACUACAUCCUCCUUGAUUCUAGAGUGACACAGAACUUGCCACUUCGAGCUCAUCAUCUUCAGCUGCCUGAGCUGAUGACAACCUUUGUGAAGGCCAUCUUUUACGUCGGAAAAGGCAAGCGUGCUAGACCUUACAGCCACCUGAUGGAAGCCCUUUCCUCGUCUCCGUCAUGGAUGAACAGAAGCGAAAAAGUGAAAAAGAUUCAGCACAUCUGGGCUGACAGACAAGGGGUUGUGUCGCUGCACGUCUUUCAAAACGUUAUCCCCGUAGAAGCAUACACGAGAGAAGCGUGCAUGAUUGAAGCUAUUGGUGUGACUCGUCUAACAAAUGUUAAACGUGGUGACUGUUACGGUGUAGUUGGAUCCUGGCCAGAAAAGAAACGCAAGAGAUUGGGAGCUUACCUCAUAUACAAAGCGCUCCAAAUAUUUUUGAGUGAAGGUGAACGUCAUUUGGGGCCACUGGAUUUUUGAGGUGCUAGUAUUUACCUUGGACACUGCAUAAUCCACAUUUCAUUAUUUAUGUUCCAUUAUCAUGUACAGAAUGCAGUUUGACCUUGUCCCCCUUGACAUGAGUGCCUGUAUUAUGAAUGUUAUGUUUGUGCAUAUAUGCAAAUGUCUCUGUGUCACAAAACGCACGAUAAAGGCAAAGAUUUCUGUUACACGUACCCAUUCCCAUGGUGAAAUGAUGAACUUCUUCGGUGGGUUUCCCAUGGCCCUGUAGCAUGUUGCUUUGUGACCCCUAAGGUGAUCAUAUUUAUUGAUAUUAGACGCAUAUAUUGAGAUGCCUGCAGACAUAGGCACUUCUGCUUUUUAUUGAUUCAAUAAUUAAAACAUGAAAUACA